UGUUUAUGUUAUUUUAAACUUUAAAUGUUUCUAGUUUAUUAUUGCUUGACUUUCGUCUAAAGUUGUUUCAAAGACUUCAUUGGUACCGGGGGAGACAACACUCCACGCACAAAAUAACUAUUGUCAACAAUGCGCCUCCUCCCGACAGGAAUUUACACGCCGCUGCCGUGUUUCUUCUACGAAAAUGAAGAGCUAGAUCUAGAGUCAUUCAAAAAACAUGUCAGAUUUACUGCGGGAGCAGGAACUGUUCCUGUCGUUUCUGGAACCAUGGGAGAGGCUGUACAUCUUAGCCAUAUUGAACGAUCGCAACUCAUAACUGCAGCUAGAUCAGCACUAGACGAAAUCAAACUCUCCGAUAUGCCUGUUGUUGCUGGAGUCGGGGCUGCAAGUACUCGCGAAUCUAUCGAAUUGGCCAAAGAAGCAGCCGAAGCUGGUGCUGAUUUUGUCAUGGUGAUUCCGCCGGGAUACUAUGCUGGCGCAUUGCUGUCGGAUCCAAGUUCAAUUAAACAGUUUUUUAUUGAUAUUGCAGAGGCGUCACUCGUGCCAGUAAUGCUAUACAACUUCCCAGCCGUAUCGAAUGGGAUCGACUUAGAUAGCGACCUCAUCGUGGACGUUAUUAAGAACGCACCAAAUGUUUGUGGUGUGAAAUUAACGUGUGCUAAUGUUGGAAAGCUCACUCGCAUCAUGGCCCAAGUCAACAGUCCCAGCUUCCAAGCAGCAUAUCCCCGAAAAAACUCCGAAAUUCCUUUUCGCGCCAUCGAUGGAUUUAUUGAUUUCCUUCUUCCUUCAGUUGCUGUUGGUUCAUCGGGUGCAAUCAGUGGUCUCCCGAAUAUUGCUCCUAAAACUUGCGUUAAGCUAUGGAGGCUUUGCCAAUUCCUUGACGAUCCCAAGACAUACCAAGAGGCACAAAAAUUACAAAACAUCAUUUCCCUGGCAGAUGGAAUUGCCUUGAAGAUUGGGAUCACAGGAAUGAAAAAGCUCUUGAAUCUUCGUUUUGGGUACGGAGAUAAGCCAAGGCGUCCACUUACCCCUAUGACAGAGGCGAAAGCUAAGUCGGUCUUUGAGGAUCAAUUCUUCAAGAAUCUUUUAAAUUAUGAAGCUUCAAUAUAAUUCCUUCAUUCUUUAUUUCGUAAAGUAAAGACCGAAAGUAAGCAAAACAGCAU
Molecule: messenger RNA, 1163 nt
Organism: Talaromyces proteolyticus
Lineage: Eukaryota; Fungi; Ascomycota; Eurotiomycetes; Eurotiales; Trichocomaceae
Product: putative dihydrodipicolinate synthase
Exons: 8
Coding region: 130-1110 (326 amino acids)
Molecular function (GO): 4-hydroxy-tetrahydrodipicolinate synthase activity
Source: RefSeq, a predicted model, not a curated record